UAAAAAUUACUUUGAGAGCCUUAUGACAACAUAAUCAAUGUGUUUACGUCUCUAGCUAUGGGCUUUGCUAAAAUUUGUGAUUAUAUAUAUAUAUAUAUCCAUAUACAUGUGAAAACAUGGCAAUAAACAGAGUCGAAAUUGGUAUAACGGAAGAUAUAAUUGGACGAGAUUUUUGCAUGUUCUUAAAAGACAUUCUUCACGAACGUAUUUAUAGCGUAACUGCUAUUAGCCGUUUCGAUAUUACUCAGAGUAUUUUGACAACGUUUCUAAAUUUCAAAUAAGUUUUCAAUGGCGUUACUCUCAAGUUUUGGCCAAACAGGCCAUGCACAAAGAACCGUCUUCUCUUAGCUUGACUAUAGUCAAGUAUGAAAAAUGGCUAAUUAAACUUCUGCGAUUUUACUCAGUGGUUGAUACCUUCUUAACUUCAUAUUAUCGAAGACAGUAGUUUCCUUAGAUGUUUUUUUAGGAGUUCUGCAAUAUUCUCUUGAGCCCCUACACACUUCUCGAAGAAAUGAAACCCUUAGUCCAUAAUUUGCUUCUUAUAAAUACGCCAUGAAAGUAGGCCCUACAAAUUUUAAGUGUUCUCUCAACGUCUGCUACAAUACGAAAUGUACUUCAUUUUGAACCUUAACCAAAAUAAAUGCUUCAAAUUUAAGGCAACCCGAAACCUGGGUAUGUUUUUUAGACCCAACGUGAGUACACUACGUUUCUACAACGAAUCACAUGCUCCUUACCGUUACUAUCUUUCAAACAUUUCUAACGAUCUACAUAUUUUCUGUACUGCUAAAACUGUGUCGGUUCGUUUGCCAGACAGCUUCAAAUUGAUUCGACCGAUUUUUUGUGGAUCAGUAAACUUUUGUCAUGAGAUGAAUUCGAAAAGGAAUUUUCCGUAACGCGUGGCGUUAAUUUGGUUUGUCGUUCUAGUAUCAAGUACUUUAAUUUUCCACAUCUGAAAAAAUACGCUGGUAUGUAGUUUAUACAGGUAAACUAUGAUGUGCUUAAUUGCAAAACAGGCGCGGUACGAAGCCUACAAAGUCUGUGUAGUAACCUUUUUUCCAUAUUCCCAAGAAAACCGGACGGCAGUCAAAGUAAAACUGCGGCCGAGUAGACAUAUUGUUUAAAUCUUGUAAACUAAAUGUGCUGUUGGAUAAAUGAAAAAAAGCUCCCAAAAAUCCGCGCGAAAGUUGCGAAACCAACCUUUGAUAUCUGCCUCUCGUCGUCUUUUGAAAUCACCCGGCAAAGCUCCUUAAGGGAAGCAGAACAGAGUGCCAUUGAAUCACACGAAAAGGCGCGCUGAACAGCUGAGAUUUGCAUUGCCUAGCUAAAGAUCUAUGACUGACCAGCUGAUUUUGGCCAAGCCAAUUGUUACUCUUAUGAAAGCUUCUAAAUAGAUGUCUCGGGUCUCAUUUCCGGUCCGACAGCUGAAAUUAAGCAUUGCUUGUGACGGCUCUCACCUUGGAUUUCACGACCAGCCAUGUGUUGACACCCGGUUUCGAACGCAUAUUCUGCGGCUAACUGAGAACAUUGGAAAUCAUCCAUCCAUUCGCUGAAUGUAUUGGUGGAAGCGCAAGCCCAGAUAGUACAGGAUCUCUGUUGUGGUCGUUGCGUUUUGUCCGUCUAUUUAUCCAUCCGUCGGUUUGUAUGUAUUUUGUUUGUAGCGAGGGCUGAUGCGGGUGCAAUCGAGUUUUGCUGGCGAAGCACUGUAGCGGCAGCAGCUGCAACAGCGGUAAAAAAAGAGUUUCUUCGCAAAAGACAUCUGGUGCAUAAUGUCGUACAACUACAUUGUCACGGCUCACAAGCCAACUGCAGUGACCGCUUCGGUAACAGGAAACUUCACUUCACCGACAGAACGAAAUCUGAUUGUGGCCAAGAAUACUCGUCUAGAAAUAUCCACAAUAACGAUUGACGGCCUCAAGCCAAUCAAAGAGGUUAACAUCAAUGGACGCAUUUCGGUGAUGAAAAAGCUACGCUACCCAGGCGAGCAGAAGGAUCUCCUAUUCUUUCUUACAGACAAAUACAAUGUUGCCAUUGUUGAGAUACAAAGUGAAGAGUCCGGUGAUGUCUUCGAAGUCAUCACGCGGGCGCAUGGCUGUGUUAUGGACCAGUAUGCUCGGGCCUCGGAAGCAGGCAACCUUGUUGUUAUCGAUCAGCCCAGAGCCCGAUUGAUUGCGCUUCGCCUUUACGACGGCUUACUUAAGGUAAUACCUUUGAAUCGGGAGGCUCGCGAGUUGCGCUCGUAUAACAUUCGUAUGGAGGAGAGCCAAAUUGUCGACAUGUGUUUGCUGCCAACACCAGGAAGCGGAUCAGUGGCGGGACCCUCGGGCGUGGGGGUAGCUGGAGGAGCUCGUUCAAAUAGCUUACACGGUGAUCAGCCUAUUCUCGCUGUUAUCCACGAGGAGCAGCAAAGCCGACACAUGAAAACUCACUGUAUUUCGCUUCGAGAAAAAGAACUUGUGAAGGGACCCUGGUCCCAACGAAACUUGGACUGUGAAGCAGAAAUGCUUAUUCCUGUUGAUGAUGCCGAAUGUGGAGUUAUAAUCGUUGGUGGUGAAACUAUUGUCUACCAUUGGGGCUCCGACUACGUCGCAGUCGCUCCAACGCUUAUGCUUAAUACUCAGAUGCUGUGCUACUGCAAAAUUGAUACGAACAGGUACAUUUUGGGAGGAUAUUGCGGACGCAUCUUUAUCCUGGUACUACAUCGCGAGGGUAACCGUGUAACGAAACUUACACUCGAGCUAUUGGGGGACGUCUCAAUGGCCGAAUCCCUUUCAUAUCUAGACAACGGCGUUGUAUUUGUGGGUUCGCGUUUAGGCGAUAGUCAGUUGGUGCGGAUUCGACCAGAAGCACCAUUUGUUGAAGUCCUGGAAAGCUAUACCAAUCUCGGACCCAUCAUCGAUAUGGUCGUUGUUGAUCUCGAAAAACAGGGCCAAGGACAGCUAGUGACGUGCUCAGGUUCGGGCGUCUGUGGUUCCCUUCGGAUCAUUCGUAAUGGAAUUGGAAUUCACGAGCUGGCCUCCGUUGAACUUAGCGGCAUAAAAGGUAUAUGGCCUCUGCGUUUGAACACGUCACAGCUCAACACUGCUUCCACACCAGCGACUGGUGCGAUUGAAACAGGUGGGGUAACCAGUGCUUCUAGAACCGCUGAAAGUGUAGGCGACUCGUCGCCUGUUACGCAGAAAGAAGACACUUUGGUUCUGUCAUUCGUUGGUCAAACCCGCGUCUUCAGCUGUAGCUCUGCGGAUGAACUCGAACAGAUUGCUCUUCCGGAAGCUUUCGAUAGUGAUAGUCAGACGUUCUGCACGCGAAACGUCAUUGCUGACCAGGUUGUCCAGAUUACUGACCGACAUGUAAAUCUGAUUUCCGUGGCCAGUAAAAGUAAAGUGUUCCAGUGGCGUGCUCCCCAGGACCAGCUAAUCACGCAGUGUGCCUGUAACGACGUACAAGUUGUCGUGGCCCUCCAGAACGAACUUGUCUAUCUUGAGAUAGAGGAGGGAAAUGUGAAAGAAGUGAGUCGAAGAAUCCUCGAGCACGAAAUUGCCUGUCUUGAUGUCAAUCCAUUGGAUAAGGAAGGCAGCCGUACGGGCUUUGUCGCCGUUGGUCUCUGGACAGAUGUCUCGAUCCGAAUCCUUUACCUGCCUGACCUCGAGGAGGUGUUCAGACAGGACCUUCCAAAGGAUGUUAUUCCGCGUUCGGUACUAAAAAUUACAUUUGAGGGUCAGAUGGAUUGUUUGCUGUGCACCCUAGCCGAUGGUUCGCUCUUUUACUUUGCAAUUGAAGCAAAUGGGCAGCUCGGCCGACAAAAACGGGUUACUCUAGGAACCCAGCCUACUACGUUACGAAAGUUCAGAUCUCAAAGAACGUGGAGUGUUUUUGCUUGUUCAGACAGACCAACGGUGAUCUAUUCGUCGAACUCGAAACUCGUUUUCAGUAAGGUAAAUCUACGAGAAGUUAAACAUAUGUGCUCCUUUAGUUCUGAGGCCUUCCCCGAUUCGUUAGCAUUGGCAUCAGAGGAUGAAUUCGUCAUUGGAACCAUUGAUGCGAUCCAGAAAUUGCAUAUCCGAACGGUCCAUCUUGGUGAAUCGCCAAAGCGCAUCGCGUACCAGGAGGAUACAGGAACAUUUGGUGUUUUAGUAUGUCGCUCCGCAAUGCUGUCGGCGAACGCUGGACCUACGGGAUUCCGAUGCGCAAGUCUCGACGCGCCAAAUAAGUCUCAAGUGAGCGCGUACAGUUGGCAAAAGGACUUCUCAAACUAUGGCCAUCCAGCAGGCGGUGCAGAUCGAGGAGAUGGAAGCGCGGGGGGCUCAGGUGGCACCUCUUCGAAUGCCACGCUUCAUCGUCCUUCUAGCUGUGAUGAAACGUAUUCACUGCUUAUUCUUGAUCAGAACACUUUCGAGGUGUUGCACUCGAUGCAAUUCUGCCCGAACGAGUUUAGUGUGUCGAUUUGUUCAGCUCGUCUAGGCGGAGACCCUCACCCAUACUACGUUGUUGGUACAUCAUUCGUGAAUGCCGAGGAAUCUGAUCCGAAGAUCGGUCGAUUGAUCGUGUUCCGCUGGCACGACAACCGGCUAGAGAUGAUCGCCGAAAAAGAAGCUUCUGGUGCGCCCUAUUGCAUCCGGGAAUUUCAACAGCGUUUACUCGUUUCGAUCAACUCAACGGUACGCAUUUACUCAUGGAACGCCGACAAAGAUUUACAGAACGAAUGUACGCACUUUCACAACAUCAUUUCUCUACACCUCAAGUGUCAGGGGGAUUAUGUCCUGGUCGGCGAUCUUAUGCGUUCCCUGACGUUACUCAGCUUCAAUCCUGGCAUCACAUCUCUUGAAGAGCUGGGCCGUGAUUAUCAGACCAAUUGGACAACAGCCGUGGAGAUUUUAGAUGAAGACACGUUCUUAGGGGCCGAGACCAACAUGAACCUGUAUGUGUGUAAGCGAGACGCGUCCGCUAACGACGACGUGCGGCCCCACAUGAACGAGGUGGCUCAAUUCCAUUUAGGGGAGAUGGUUAACGUAAUUACAAGAGGGAGUUUAGUGAUGGCACAACCUGGCGACAUGCCACUACCUCUUAACAAAAGCUUUUUGUACGGUUCAGUCCACGGAACCGUCGGGGUCCUCGUUCCGAUCAAGCAAGAACUCUACCAGCUACUAAAUGAUGUACAAAAUAACCUAUCGAAAAUUAUCAAGUCAGUCGGCAAAAUUGACCACAGCUCCUGGCGGACGUUUGUCGCUGACCGUAAGGUGGAACCGGCGGUGGGCUUUAUUGAUGGUGAUCUUAUCGAACAGCUACUGGACUUGCCUCGAGAGGCUCUCAGACAAGUAGCUCAAGGUAUCAGCAUUGAUGAGGAUGGCGUUAAGCGGCCGGCCACUCCGGAAGAUCUAGUUAAGCUCGUCGAGGAUCUCACAAGGAUUCACUAAUUGUGGCUCAAGGAGAGGGCGAGCAAGAGAAUGAAAAAGGGCGAAUCGCUAUUUACAAAAAAAUUAACGUUAACUUGUCAACGAAUGCUAAGUAUUUAGAGUACCAAUUUCCAUAAGCUCAAGUUUUUGCCUAAAAUGUCGGUCGGUUUAAUGGAAGCGAUAACUAUGUACUAUAGGAACUGUACUCGGGAUAAGCACACGAACAAAUGAAGAAAACGACAAAUAUCUAGUAACAUUUUUUUUAAUAGUUGCUUGAGAUCACAGAGUAUUUGGUUUAGGUAAUUCACACUAAAUUGAUUAAUGAAUUAGAGACUUCCUUCUUUCCCUGGCCGCUACAUAAUUAGUACACGGUACGCCGUCAAAUUUUAUGCUUAUCAUGAUGCAUUUUGGUAUCGUAAAUACUAACAAGAACAUUAUUCUUAUUAUUAUUACAACUCAUUAAAUGCAUAUAUAUAUAUAUAUAUAUAUAUAUAUAUAUAUAUAUAUAUAUAUGUAUUCUGAAUAACUUUAAUAUUUAUUAUUCAGAAUGGUGCGUUCCUCGUCACUAGCGAGGUUGUGGGUAUAAAAGCGGAAUAGUUAUAUAAAUAUUAGAAUGAAUCGCUUCUACUUGUAAAUAAAUAAAUGGUAGUAUAAACAUGCUUUGUCCA
Molecule: messenger RNA, 6058 nt
Organism: Varroa destructor (honeybee mite)
Lineage: Eukaryota; Metazoa; Arthropoda; Arachnida; Mesostigmata; Varroidae
Gene: pic
Product: DNA damage-binding protein pic
Cellular component (GO): nucleus
Molecular function (GO): nucleic acid binding; protein binding
Source: RefSeq, a predicted model, not a curated record